AUGACAAUGAUGAUGAUGGUUGCGGACUCCCCCUAUUCUCCUUCUGUACCCGUGAACAGCUGCUAUGCCGUGCAAUGCGGAACGUGCGGCAAGACGACGUGGAAGGGGUGCGGCCAACACGUCGAGUCGGUGCGUACACAGAUCAUUGUUGCACAUGUCUGGGCAGGAGGAUGCCCCUUUAUGUAG
Messenger RNA from Heterobasidion irregulare TC 32-1, 186 nucleotides. RefSeq lists its product as uncharacterized. The transcript has 2 exons. NCBI's taxonomy places the organism in Eukaryota, Fungi, Basidiomycota, Agaricomycetes, Russulales, Bondarzewiaceae. The record is from RefSeq and is a predicted model, not a curated record. The coding region runs from base 1 to 186 and encodes 61 amino acids.